Grosmannia clavigera kw1407 is the source of this 1572-nucleotide messenger RNA. Its product is annotated as major facilitator superfamily transporter allantoate. Gene Ontology annotation, biological process: allantoate transport; tripeptide transport; dipeptide transport. Gene Ontology annotation, molecular function: dipeptide transmembrane transporter activity; allantoate transmembrane transporter activity. Gene Ontology annotation, cellular component: plasma membrane. NCBI's taxonomy places the organism in Eukaryota, Fungi, Ascomycota, Sordariomycetes, Ophiostomatales, Ophiostomataceae. Bases 1 to 1572 code for a protein of 523 amino acids. The transcript has a single exon. The record is from RefSeq and is a predicted model, not a curated record.
AUGGUUGACCUCGAGAAAACGAUUCCCACAGACGACGCCCAGAAAAAGCACACGACAGCCGGCCAGCAGAACGGCUAUGCACGUCCCAAUGCAGACGCAGCACUGAAGCUGCUGAACGAGACGGGCGGCCUGGUGCAGCCGCUGGACGCAGAGCGCCACGCGCGACUGGUGCGCAAGAUUGACCGGCACAUCAUGCCGCUGAUCUGCAUCGUAUACUUUCUGCAGUACAUUGACAAGACAGCGAUCAGCUACGCGAGCGUGACGGGCAUCAAGCAGUCGACGGGCCUGCACGGCGACGACUUCAACUGGGUAGCAUCCAUCUUCUUCUUCGGGCAGCUGGCGUUUGAGUUCCCGACGAUCCGACUGCUGCAGCUCUUCCCGCUGGCCAAGUACGUGUCAGUCAACGUGACGCUCUGGGGGGUAACGCUGGCUUGCCUGGCGGCUUGCACAAACUAUGCCGGCCUGCUGGUCUGCCGCUUCUUCUUGGGCGCGCUGGAGGCGGCCAUCGUGCCAGCCUGGGUGCUCUUCACGACCCAGUGGUACACCAAAGAGGAGCAGGCCUUCCGGGUGGGCAUCUGGUUCAGCGUCUGCGGCGCGGCCCAGAUGUUUGGCGGCUUCUUUGCCUACGGCGUGGCUGUGCACGUGGGCAGCGACCCGGCCGCAAAGCUGCGUGGGUGGCAGGUCAUCUUUCUCGUCCUCGGCCUGCUGACCGCUCUCGUCGGCCUUCUCUUCUGGUUCGUCUUUCCGGACUCGCCCGCCGCAGCCUCGACCGCGCAUCCGACCUCCUCCUCCCUCCGCAGCUUCUUCUCCCGCGACGAGACGGCUCAGCAUCUCGAACGGAUCCGCCACAACGAGCAGGGUAUCGGCUCCCAGACCUUCAAGUGGCCGCAGCUGCGCGAGGCCCUCACCGACAGCAUGACUUGGCUGUACGCCUUCUGGGUCUUUGCUGCCAACAUCCCCAACUCCAUCGCUACCAGCUUCGGAAACAUCCUCGUUACCGGUAUGGGCUACUCCAGCCGCAAGUCGUUGCUCCUCGUCACGCCCCUCGGUGCCUGGGAGAUCGUCUUUCUCGUCGGCCUCACCUACGCCGGCAUGAAGACCCGCCAGCGCAUCUACUUUUGCGUCGCCGGCCAUAUCCCUGCCAUUGCCGGUGCCAUCCUUAUGGCCACGACCGACAAGGUCGCUGCCCUCAUCGGCUACUACAUGUCUGGCGGCAUCCCCAUCGGCUGGACCACCAUCCUCGGCCUCCAGGCCUCCAACGUAGCCGGCUCCACCAAAAAGGUCACCGUUGCCACCAUUGGCACUAUCGCCUAUACAGUCGGCAACAUCAUCUCGCCUCAUACCUUCCAGGCCAAGGAUGCUCCCCGCUACCUACCCGCCAAGAUCGCCAUCUGCAUCCUCUACUUUCUCAUCACCGUCGACCUCUUCGUUAUGCGCUGGGUUCUGGACCGGCGCAACAUGAAGCGUGAUGCCGAGAAGGCUGCUCUAGGCGAUGGCUACAUCAUCGAGCAAAACCACGAGUUCUUUGACCUAACUGACCUGGAGAACAAAGAGUUCAGAUACGAAUUGUAA